AUGACUGACGGGUCGCCCUCUCUCCAGAUGACCUUCAACCCAAACUUCUUGAUCUUCCAUUCUGAGGAAGGCGGUAUUCGCCCCAUCCUUGAGAUCCACGCGGACAUUGCUCACAUUGUGAGUGGUGUCCAUUGGUCCAACCAUUUCGAAGAUGUGUUUUCGAAUCAGGGCGAGAUUCGGGAGGGCUUUGAGUUCGCCGUCGUGGAUCUCGGCCGAGGCGUCUUCUCCAGCCCACACGGAGUUGAAGAGCUCGAGGUCGUUCAGAUCGCAAGCAAUAGCUACGCGGGAGAGGACGUCGAUGAUGGCCUCACGGGGGGUGAGAGACACGAGGUGGGUGGCUACUGUGGAAGACAUUUUGAUGAUUCUGGUUUAAAGAUGAAGCAAAAGAAGGGUUGUGGUGUUAGAUGA
This is a messenger RNA of Clonostachys byssicola, 408 nucleotides long. The record is from the annotation of a GenBank genome assembly. NCBI's taxonomy places the organism in Eukaryota, Fungi, Ascomycota, Sordariomycetes, Hypocreales, Bionectriaceae.